CACUCUUUGACAUCUUCUGAAGCUUGAAUUGUUGCAAAAACUCGAAGAUCUACAGACGAAAACUAACAAGUUGGCAGAAGAGGCGAGGCAGUGAAGGAAGAUGGGACUUCGUUCAGGUGAAUGUAGAGAAGACAAAGGUGAUGAAGAUACUCAACCACCACCAACAACAACGAGGACCAAUCACCACCAACGGGAUAAAUCUAAAGGAAGUUGUUUCUUUCAACUACCUACCUACCUAGGCAGCAUCGUUUCAAUAACAGGAGGCGACACAGAUAAAGAUGUGAAAGCCAGGAUCGGAAAGACAGCAAGACAGGUCUUUAUAAAUCUGCAAUCAGUGUGGAGAUCUACCCUAAUCAGCAUAAAGCGUGAAAAACAUCUGCAUUCCCAACACCAAUUCACUCAAGUCAGUCAGUGCUUGUAUGUGAUGGUUGAGAGACUUGGCGACGCGUCAUGGAAAGCAUUUCCAACAAACUACAGACAUACAUGAACAGCUGCCGCCUUCCCUCGAUACUGACACUGAAGAUCGAUCAGAUGGCCAGAAGGUAUAAGCAACGAUGAACUUAAUCUGGCUGGUGAGGAACUAACCAAGAAGCUAUCGCCCAAGAAAUGUGCAGAAGAAAGUGGAGAUGGAUUGGAUUGGACUAGGCACUCACUGAGAGGACGUUCUGGGGACAUCACGCUCCAGGUCAGCCUAGGCCAUGCCAUCGAGUGGAACCCAAAUGGUAAACGAGUUGGGCGUCCGAGACGAGGGUGACAUGGAGGAGAUUGGGAUGAGGAAGAAAUGAAAGCUUCUUGGCAGUCGUGGAGCCAGGUUGAGAAGACUGCAGAGACGAGAAUGGAAUGGCGACGUGCUACUGAAGCGGUAUGUUCGACCAGGAACCCAAGGGACAA
Messenger RNA from Heterobilharzia americana, 891 nucleotides. Lineage: Eukaryota; Metazoa; Platyhelminthes; Trematoda; Strigeidida; Schistosomatidae. The record is from the annotation of a GenBank genome assembly.